Messenger RNA from Nannospalax galili (Upper Galilee mountains blind mole rat), 6376 nucleotides. RefSeq names its product SFT2 domain containing 2 (gene Sft2d2). Bases 221 to 703 code for a protein of 160 amino acids. NCBI's taxonomy places the organism in Eukaryota, Metazoa, Chordata, Mammalia, Rodentia, Spalacidae. Gene Ontology annotation, biological process: vesicle-mediated transport. The transcript is spliced from 8 exons. The record is from RefSeq and is a predicted model, not a curated record. Gene Ontology annotation, cellular component: membrane.
UGCACCCUAAGCCUCGCAACGGGUUGGGGAGGACCUACCCCGACAGCCCGCAGGCAGGGGGCGUGGCUGGCGCGGGGCAUGCCGGGCCCGCGGGUGGGCAGGUGCCUAGGUCGGGUGCGCACUGGUAGGCGGCGGCCGCGCACCCGGAAGAGCCGGUGAACGAGCGAGCGCGCGCAACAGGCGGCCGGCGCUGGCCGCAGCGGUAGGACGCCGGGCCGAGAUGGACAAGCUGAAGAGGGUGCUGAGCGGCCAGGACGCCGAAGACCAGAGCGCCCUGUCGGAGAUUGUGGAAGCGUCGUCAUUAAGUUGGGGCACCAGAAUUAAAGGCUUCAUUGUGUGUUUUGUUAUCGGAAUCCUCUGCUCACUGCUGGGUACUCUUCUGCUGUGGGUGCCCGGGAAGGAACUCAGGCCCUUUGCAGUGCUUUACACCUUGGGUAACAUCUCAUCAAUCGGGAGCACCAUCUUCCUCAUGGGACCAGUAAAACAGCUGAAGCGCAUGUUUGAGCCCACGCGUCUGAUUGCAACAAUCCUAGUGUUGUUGUCUUUUGUGCUUACCCUAUGUUCUGCCUUUUGGUGGGAAAAGAAGGGACUUGCCCUCAUCUUCUGCGUGUUGCAGUCUUUGGCCUUGACAUGGUAUAGCCUUUCCUUCAUACCAUAUGCAAGGGAUGCUGUGAAGAAGUGCUUUGCUGCGUGCCUUUCAUAAUACACUGCCAGUCUGCAGCGCUUUGGAGGGCAGUGUGGACGGAAGCUGGUAGACAGUUUCAUGAAUGGCCUCUAAACCUCUGUCUUUACAGACAUGUGCCUUUUAUCUUGCAGCAGUGUGUUGCUUACAAUUUGAACAUUUGUGGGGAGUGCCUGUGGGAGCAGUGAUGUGUCCCCAAUCCCAAAUGUUUAUAGCACAAUGUGAGAGGUGGGAGUUCUAUGUCUCAUGCAGUGGACUCUUCAUCAUGACCUGUUUCCUCUCUGGAUGGUGUCCUGUUGAAUUCUCACAAAUCAGUCCUUGUUUAAUUGUGGCAAAUAAGCCUCAGGAACCUCUGAUUCCCAGGUGGCAGCAGGAAGCGCUGUCAGAGGUUACAGGGGUAUAACAGGAUGGGACAGAAAUUUGAAGAUUUUUUCUCUGUCAAGGAGACCAUUGACACUUUCUAACACAGCUUGGCCAAGCUGCUUCCCUAGUGUCUGAGAACAAGUGAUUCUUCCCUUCCCAAGACUCCAGAGGGCCUGCCAUGGAGUGAAGUACAGAAUAAACACCUUCUAGUGGGGGCUGGUGAAAUGGCACAGAGGUAAAGGCUCCUUCUGCCAAACCUGAGGACCUGAUUUCGAUCCCUGGGACCCAUAUGGUGGAAGGAGAGAGAGCCAACUUCUGCAAGUUGUCCUCUGACCUUCACACAGUGCCAUGGCACAUAAACACACAAAUAUAUGCUAAAUAAAUGUAAUUUUAAAAACUUAAGAACAAAACCAAACACCUUUAGUGAUACAUUGUUCCUUUUUCUGGACCUUGGUACUUCCUGUUCUGAAUCACACCCAACUAUGGUGUAGACUCUCCGGCUCUCACCCACCCAUGUCUUGUCUGAUGAUCUUGUGGCACUAGGUCAAGAGAGUAAAGCAGCUGCUGCAGACCAAGCUAUUUGCUUUUGGACAAGAGCCAUUGGAAAGUGAAAAAAUCUUGAUGUUCUCUAUUGUAAAUAUUUACUUUAAAAUUGGUUUUGUUUUCUGUUCUCUCUUGGAGUUGGGCUAGAGGAAAGUGUGUGGGAAGACAGAUCCCUUGAGGGGCCAGCAGGAGGUAGGCAUACCUACCAAGCAACCUUUAAAUGGUCCAGCAUUGGCAUUGAGCUGGGCACUGGGAAGCUACUUGCAGGCAGGUAGUCCUGUCUGAGCCUGAUGCCUAAGCACAUACACAGUAUUCUUGUGUUGGUGAUGUAUCUGGUCCUCAUGAGAGCUGUGUGAGGAAGCAGGAUUGUUAUCUCACUGUGCAGUUAAGAAAAUAGGCUCAGAUUUAUUUCCAUAUCACCUACAUCUGUAGUGGAGUAGCCCAGAGCCCAGGUGCCUCAGUCUCUUUCAUGAUGCCAUGUUUCCUAGCAUGGCUCUGGAUGUAUCUUGUCAUCUUGUAACUUUUUAUUGUUUGUACCUUUUCUGGUUCCAGCAUCUCUGUCACUUGUGCCAUCUCCCUUUUUGGCAGCUUCUCUCUGAAUCUGUAGGGUAACCACCAUUGCCUGUGCUCCCUUUCAGCUGCUCUGUACUGUCUGGACACCAUUAGUGUCCUGUCUUGACAGCUUGAGUUCCUGGCAAUCUAGCUUUACCAUUUGCUGUUUGCCCGGGGUCAGCUGUCUACUGUGGCUCCUGCUCUGACACCUCCAGACCAAAGGCAGUGGGCACUAGUUGUCUCCUUGCUUGUGGGCAGUUGCUGAACUGUGGCUACUGUCUUUUCUUGUGGACUGGAGAAGCAUUGAUAGGCUGAUUGGGGCAGAGGGCAGGUCAGUUUUCCUAAGUCCUUUCUAUGCUGUUGAAGGUACCUGCUGAGGUCUUCAGCCUGUCAUCAGUCAAGAAGGGAAACUAUUUGCCAUCCUCUGGUUUUUGUGAGGCCUGUUCAUAUUGCAGGGGACUUGGGAGACUGUUCAGAUCUUGGAAGAGCUCAGGUGUCAGAAGGGGCUUGAAGGAGUUUAGGGGUACCCACAUCUCCUCUCAAGAAAUAUGAGGCUAGAUUUAUUGCUUGCAAGUUCCAACCAGCUGGAGUGAUAUACCUAAAAGGCUGCCCCUUCCAUGCCCGCUAGCUGGGCUUCACUUCGUAGGACUUGAGUCCAAGUACCUUUUAAGAUGUCACCAGGGCUGAAUAGCAUAGUGGCACCAGUGUGGUCUCAGGAAUCAAGCAGAUCUGAGUGUGAACUGUAGUUCAGUCACAUACUAAUAGAGCUGUUUGAACAAAUUACUUAAUGUUGGUUUCUCAGUUUCCUCUGUUUCAAAAUAAUGGGCUGAAGCCGGGUGUGGUGGUGCAUACCUUUAAUCCCAGCACUCAGUAGGCAGAGGCAGGUGAAUCUGUGAGAUUGAGUCCAGCCUGGUUUAUAUCAUGAGUUCCAGAUCAACUGGGGCUACAGGGAGACCCUGUCUCAAAAAACAAACGAACCAAGCAAAAUAGUGGGCUCACAAAUCCUGCUGGCUGAUUGUAGGAUAUCAGUGAAGAUGCAUUAUCAAGUCUUAGCGUGGGGCUAAGAAGAGUUCUAUUAAAAUAACUGAUGACGCUUAAAGGUGACAGGAUGAAUACUUGACUUAAUUUGUCUGGUAAAUACUACUCUGUCAGCACUGUAGACACUACCAUAUAUGAUCUCAUUGAAUGGUUGUAGUGACUGCCUCCAUCGCUAUAAAGUACCUGGCCUAUACCAGCUCCUGCCAGGAGGGGGCGUCAGGAGAUUCUUGGUGGGAGCUCAGUCUGACUCUCACAGUCUGUGGCCAGUUUUCCAUGGCAAUUUGAAUGUGGACACUUGAGGAAGCUUUUGGAUGGCCCUGUCAACCAAGAUCUUCCCAGGUUCCCAGGUUUUUCCUUCAGUUGCCUUAUUAUUUGAGUGUUCCCUUGUUUUUGUUUGGACUGUGAGAGGAAGAAACUCACUUCAAAUCUGUUGAUGUCCCUACCAAGCUAGAGCGUUGGUUAAACAACAUAGUGGGUGAGGCCGAAGUAGAGAAUUAGGCCUCCGACUCUGGCUGUUAGUGGUGUCUGUUUUUUCUCCCCUCGCCUCCACUCGCCUCAGUUCACUGCUGGGUGAGGGAGGCACCACUGAAUUUUGGGAGCGACAGAAACUAUUGAGGCGUCUUUUGCCGAGGGGAAUGUGGGGGCUUAACCAUGCUUCCAGCUGUGAGGAACCUGUAGCCCGAGUGCCACCUUCCCUGGGCAGCUGUGAAUACUACAUUGGGAGGAUCACUGAUGUCUGGACCAGGAUGGCAAUGCCUGUUCCUCUUGGCCUCCCCCUUCUUCAAGCAUAGGCUGCUUGCUGGGAUUUCAGUAGGGUGGUCCAUGUCUGAGCUGAAAGUGUCUGCUUUCACAAAAUGAGCUCAGGGAGCAUGCGGUUCUGUUCUGCCUGGCUGCUGUCCACACUUCAGCUCAAGGCAUCCUGUUCCUGGGAAGGUUGAGAUACUAUCUCUAGCUUGGCAUUCCCCAGGGAGAUUAUCUCAAUGUGGGAGUCUCUCUGUCACCCUCCUGGUAACUGGAUUAUGUGACUUAAGUGCCACCUCCCUUCCACACAGUCACUAUAGGCCGAGAGAUCAAGAAAUGGAAUCAUGAAAUGUAUUCCAUAUAAAAUUACUUUUUUGAUACUUCCAUUAGAAUAGAUAAUUAACAGUUGGGCUGAACAGAUGUGAAAGAUGGCUGCUUCAGCUUCUGCUUUUGUUAUCCCCAUUUGAGAGUGACAGAUGUUGCAGUAUCCAUGGUGAGAGAUGGUGGAAUGAAUUGGUCAUUUGAAGUGUGUGCUCUGGUUGUGGCUUCCCAUCCUGUGGUGCCCCACACUAGGCCUUCCUGGUCUGGCCUUUCCAUAGAUAAAUUCUCACUAGCUUCAGUUGCAGAAUUACAUAUACUUUAAAAUUCACAAAGAAGCCUAAAACCUCAUUUUCAGCAAUUUUUAAAAGAAAAAGCAUUUAAAAUUAUAUAAAGAUGUUUGCUAGACUUUUUGGCAUGGUCUUUAAAAAAUAUUUUUUUUAUUAAUGUCCAAGGCCUUUUUUCUAUAUUGGUAAGUUUAACACAUACAAUAGCCUACAGAUUACAUUGUUAAAGGAAGUGAGUGGCCUUUCACCUGAAAUUAAAUGCAAAUUUAUAUCUGUGUAACUUAAAAAAAUUUUUUUUUAGUUUAUUUUUAUGAGUGUUUUGCCUUCAUGUAUGUAAAUCAUUGUGGGUGCUGGGAACUCAACCCAGGUCCUCCAGAAAAGCAGCAAGAGUUCUUAUUUGCUGAGCCGUAUCUCUAGCCCUUUUGUAGCUCUUUGAUAUAAAAACAAACGCCUAGAAGUCUAAAUUACUUAAAAAGUUUUAUUUAAAAGGUUCAUUAGAGGGUGAUCUUAACGUGCCUUCCAAGUCAUAAUUUUAUGAAGUUUUGGGAUCAUGUGUUUUUAGUCUAGAGAAGAUGAAAGUGCAGUGGAAUUUGAUGCCAGUUCACUCAAGAUAGGAUAUUUAGUUCCACUUUGAUUAUUUGCAGCUCUCCUGUGACGUGUAGGUGACACGUCACAGUAAAGCACCUGGUGCUUAAGUGUGAAUAGACAUCAUAUCCAUUCCUGAACCUGAGAGCUGACAUCUAGGCUUAGAAACAUUCAGAGUGAUGUUCUGUACUUAGGCUGAUCUGAAACCAGGGAAAAGUGGGUCCAGUAGAUAAGAGAAAUUUUGCUAUUUAAAAUGAAAGGUCAGCACACAGUAUCAUAACAAUAAUGUGUGGUAUGUACUUAGAACAAUGCCACUGUGUGUGAUAAACAGCUAUCAACUAUAGCAACAACAAAAAAGGACAAAUGGCCUCUGAUAUAAGUAGGCUGACCUUGGGGUAGAACAUCUUUAUGAGCAUCCUUAAGAUCAAAUGGUGACUGGGGAUGUAGCAGUAGAGUGCUUGCGGGAAGCCCUGGGAUCAAUUCCUGGCAAUGCAUAGACUGUUCUUAGUAAUGCAUGCCUGUAAUCCUAGCACUUGGGAGGUUGAGGCAGGAGAAUCAAAAGUAUAUUAGAUCCUCUCUCAAAAAAUAAGAAAAAAGAAAGAUCAAAUGGAGGCUGAGAUCUGGGCCUAUGCACAUGACUGCCUGUUCGGUGUCCAUAACUCCACUAAGAAAGGAGCCUUGACUUUAGGAAAAGUGUUCUUUUUUUCUCUUUUUUCUUUUUCAAUGUAUUUACUUAACUUGAAUAAGGAAAGAAGAAACAAAAUAACAGACCUGAACUCUGUUCUUCUGUUGCUUUUGUAAAUGCUGAUUGUGACGUUGAGAGGAUAUUCAGAAGCCUGUGGUGAAGGCUUGAGAGUGCAGGACCAUGUGCAGUAUGACUCUGGGCGCCAGGGUGCCAUGCCCAGCAUCACCACCACCACUAGCAACAGCAACAAAACCGCCUUUGGCAAACUUAUAUGGCUUCAGAACAUCGCACCUGUUCUAAUACAAUGAUUUUUUAGAACAUUUAUUUAAAAUGAAAGAAUUUGUGUAAUUGCAUAGGCAUAGCUAAUUUUGAAAUUUACUGAUUGCAUAAUUCAAUUUUUAUAUAUCCAAAAAUAGAAGACCACUUUUCGUACUUGAGAAUCUAUUUCAUACAAUGUUUUUUACUUUUCAUUAACUUAUUUCAAAGAGAAAGAAUGUUGCUGGAAAACGAAGCUAUUUCUCCCCUUCCAUCACAGUUAUUUUUUCCUUUUCUCCAAUAAAUGGUUGACAUUAUGAUCUUUAA